UGAGCCACUGCUUUCAGUGAUCAGUAAUAAGGACCGGUGAAGUAUUGUACAGUAUGUCAGGAUUCAUACGUGCCUCGCUGUGACAAAAGUAAGCCGGGACAACACUGAUAUCACCAAAGACCUGGAUCGGGAAUCAAGCGUGCUCUUGCUGCUUCAACAAGUAAUUGGGUCAGAGGACCUUUGACCUGAAAUGUAAAGCUUGACCUUGUCCAUGUCAGGUGAGACAGAGCCAAAGCCCUACCUGUACAGGGGCGAGUCUGAGUCCCCGUGUGGCUCCAUGUCUCACCUGCACCACAUGGGCGUGGCCUCUGAGGGGAGUGACAGCAGUCACGACCCACCCACUUCUCCGAGGCCUCAAACACAGAUGCAUGAGGACAUGGAGAUGGGCGGAAGUGGCUCUAGUGGAAGUGGCACAGAAUCUCACGGUAACGAGUCCCACAGUACUGAAUCACAUGGAAAUGAGUCUGUGGGGAGUUCCAGUGGAAACGGAAAAGAUUCUGCAAUCAUGGCAUCAUCAGGGAGUAACAAGAGCUCAAACUCUCAAAGUCUUUCACCUCCCAGUAGCAACAAUGCAUUCAGCUUGGUCAGUUCAGAGCAAGACAACCCAUCAACCAGCGGCUGCAGUAGUGAACAGUCAGCAAAGGCUAAGUCUCAGAAGGAGCUUUUUAAGACCUUAAAAGAGCUGAAAUAUCACCUCCCUCAUGACAAACGCAGCAAGGGCCGGGCAAGCACACUUCACACACUCAGAUAUGCACUGCGCUGCGUCAAACAAGUCAAAGCCAAUGAAGAGUACUAUCAGAUGCUUAUGAUCAAUGACAGUCAGCCCUCAGGUCUGGACGUGUCCUCAUAUACUAUUGAAGAAAUCAACAGUAUUACCUUAGAAUAUACCCUCAAAAAUGCUGAUAUUUUUGCAGUUGCGGUGUCCUUGAUCACAGGAAAGAUCGUGUACAUUUCGGAACAGGCUGCAGGGAUCUUGAACUGCAGAAAAGAUGAGUUCAAAGACAGAAAGUUUGUGGAGUUUCUGACACCUCGUGAUGUCAGUGUGUUCUACAGUUUUACAACACCAUACAGACUUCCAUCUUGGAGCAUGUGCACCGGAACAGAGUCAUCAUCGACUGAGUUCAUGCAGGAGAAAUCCUUCUUCUGUCGAAUCAGUGGUGGUAAAGAGAAGGAAGGAGAUCUGCAGUACUAUCCAUUCAGGAUGGCCCCAUAUUUAAUGAAGGUUCAAGAUUCAGAGCUCUCUGAGGAACAUUUCUGCUGCCUCAUUUUAGCUGAGAGAGUUCACUCUGGAUAUGAAGCGCCAAGAAUUCCACCUGAUAAGAGAAUCUUCACCACAACACACACGCCAAACUGUGUGUUUCAAGAUAUUGAUGAAAGGGCAGUGCCUCUGUUAGGAUUUCUGCCUCAGGACUUGAUUGGGACACCUCUUCUGUUACACCUGCAUCCCAGUGACAGACCUGUAAUGCUGGAUGUGCACCGGAAAAUUCUGCAGUAUGUUGGGCAGCCAUUUGAUCACUCCUCGAUCCGAUUCUGUGUGAGAAAUGGAGAAUAUGUUACUCUAGACACAAGCUGGUGUAGCUUUGUAAACCCAUGGAGCCGCAAGGUGUCCUUUGUUAUUGGACGACACAAAGUUCGCAUGGGUCCAAUGAAUGAGGAUGUGUUUUCAGCUCCGGCUUUUACAGAGGAAAAGAUCAUGGAUUCAGAUAUACAGGAAAUUACUGAACAGGUUCACAGACUGCUUCUACAGCCAGUCCACAGUAUGGGGUCCAGUGGUUAUGGCAGUCAUGGCAGCAAUGGUUCUCAUGAGCACCUGCUGAGCAUAGCGUCCUCUAGUGACAGUAAUGGAAAUGCAAACACAGCAAACAGUGGGAGCAGGAUCAACGGAAAUACCAGAAAGGAAGAGAGCGAAAGCAAACCGAGGUCAUUUCAGGAGAUUUGUAAAGGGGUUCACAUGAUGAAAGCUCAGGAACAGCAAGGCUCCUCUUCAAAAGCAGAACAGAAAAACAGUGAUGGUGGUAAAGAGAAGGAAGGAGAUCUGCAGUACUAUCCAUUCAGGAUGGCCCCAUAUUUAAUGAAGGUUCAAGAUUCAGAGCUCUCUGAGGAACAUUUCUGCUGCCUCAUUUUAGCUGAGAGAGUUCACUCUGGAUAUGAAGUUCUGCAGUAUGUUGGGCAGCCAUUUGAUCACUCCUCGAUCCGAUUCUGUGUGAGAAAUGGAGAAUAUGUUACUCUAGACACAAGCUGGUGUAGCUUUGUAAACCCAUGGAGCCGCAAGGUGUCCUUUGUUAUUGGACGACACAAAGUUCGCAUGGGUCCAAUGAAUGAGGAUGUGUUUUCAGCUCCGGCUUUUACAGAGGAAAAGAUCAUGGAUUCAGAUAUACAGGAAAUUACUGAACAGGUUCACAGACUGCUUCUACAGCCAGUCCACAGUAUGGGGUCCAGUGGUUAUGGCAGUCAUGGCAGCAAUGGUUCUCAUGAGCACCUGCUGAGCAUAGCGUCCUCUAGUGACAGUAAUGGAAAUGCAAACACAGCAAACAGUGGGAGCAGGAUCAACGGAAAUACCAGAAAGGAAGAGAGCGAAAGCAAACCGAUACAAGCAUGGUAUUGUUUGAAUAUGUAUGCAUUCGUGAAUUGUGUAUUUCACAGAUAUUUGGAGAGCUGUAACGUCCCAAACACAGUAAAACGGAAGUAUCAGUUCUCCUCAAACACCACCUCCUCAAAUUCGGAUGAGGACAAGAAAGCCUCUGAUGCCAGUCUACAGCAAACUGAUGAUUCUCUAGGUAUGGAAGCACCAUCUUCAAUCUCUAUAAAGACCAAUGAAAAGCCUCCGCCAGGUCCUGCCCCAGGUCGUGUUGUCGGAGGGCCUUUAUCUCCUUUGGACCUAGCCAGCAAAGCAGACAGUGUAGUUUCUCAAGGUUCCUACAGCAGCACAAUUGUACAUGUGGGAGACAAAAAAACACAGCCAGAAUCAGAGAUCAUUGAGGAUGCUGCAGAAAGCCCAGCCCCUUCUACACCUGUUAGUGUGAUUUCCCCACCCACAGUGGAGCAGGAAGCCUAUAAGAAGCUGGGACUCACAAAACAGGUGCUGGCAGCGCACACACAGAAAGAAGAGCAAGCAUUUCUCAGUCGGUGUAGGGAACUUCGGAACGGUCAAGCCCUUCAGAAGGAUUGCCCACCUAGCACACAAAGAAACCGAGGACAGGCUGCCGAGGGAGCUUGUGGAUCCAAAGCAGGAGCAGGUGUCCCUGUUACAGAGGCCACCACCAAGAAAACCUGGCGCACCAAAAAGUCGAAGAAAACACGCACAAAACAUCCUGAUUCAUCAGAUAAUGCUGCGUCUCAGCACAGACCUCUCCCACCCCUGCAGGGUUUAAACCAGACAUCUUGGUCUCCCUCCGAGACAUCACAGUCUGGGCUUUCAGUUCCAUUUUCAACUGUGGUUCCAGGAUAUCCUCUCUACCCUGUAGUUCCCUCUGUUGCCCCACCCCAAGCCCCUACAGGAAUAGCAGAGUCCCAGAACACUCAGGCCACGCCCUCUACGGCUGCAUAUCCUACACCAUUAGUCACACCAGUUGUAGCGUUUGUUUUGCCCGGUUUUAUGUUGCCACAGAUAGGCACAGCACCUCGCUCUCCAUUCUAUGCUGACGCUCCACAAGCCUACAGUGCACUCUUUCAGACCCAGCAGUCCUACAAUGGUCAGCAGCCCUUUCAGCCCCAGCAAGCCUACAAUACCCUUGCAGCCUCAACAAGUCUACACCGACCAACAAGCAUUUCAGCCACAACAAGCCUACAGCACCACGCAGCACCUUCAAAACCCUCAAGGCUGCAGAACUCACCAGUGCUUUCAGACCCAUACCUCCUUCACUUCCCAGCAGCCAGCAUUUACACCCCAGACAGAUUUUCAGUAUGGAAUGACAUCUGACCCAAAACACUCCGCCAUUGUGUCCACAGAGUGUCCUUCUCCUUUGCCACCCCCUCAAUCCCCCCCACUAUUUGAGUCUCGCUGUAGUUCUCCAUUGCAGCUGGACUUGCUUCAGAUGGAGGAAAAGCAGGAAUCUCAUACCGCAGCACCCCAGUCCAGCACCCAGGGUAAUUGCAGUUUAGUACAGGACAAAAACAGCACAUCCAUCAAUAGCACUUCUUCUGCGAUGGAUGACUUACAGCAGGCAUGUUGUUCGGGUAACGGUGGCCACUGUGGUGACCACUCCUCAUCCAGCAGUGUGUUGGACAUGUUGUUGCAGGAAGACUCUCAUUCUGGCAUAGGCUCUGCCAUGUCAGCAUCUACUGGCUCCACUUCCAAUGACUGCAACACUUCUAAUAGUGGAACAGGAAGCAACACAAGCAAGUAUUUUGGCAGUGUGGACUCCUCAGAGAACAAUCACAAGAGCGAAGACAUAAAGGAACAGGAGGAGAAUUUUAAGUAUGUUCUUCAAGAGCCUGUUUAGAGAUUUACAGCCAGUGAUGAUGACUGUCAUGAUGACCUAUCAAGUGCCAUCAAGGGAUAUGGAAAAGGUUCUGGGGGAAGAUCGGGAGUGUUUAAGGCGCAUGCAGAAGAACCAGCCCUGUUUCUCUUCAGAACAGCGUAGAGAACUGAUUGAUCAACACCCCUGGAUGAGGAGAGGAGCGUUACCCAAUGUCAUCAAUGUCAUGGAGUGUAUGUACUGCGAGAAUUACGUCUCUGCCCUGCUAGAAGACCUACCCGAUAUGGAGGUUGGCAUUUUGGGAGGAGAAGUGGUACAAGAUGCCAACGAAUGGGUCUCAUUCACAGGAAGAGAAGGAGCAACCUAGUGUAUAAUCUGAAAAUGUACCACUAAUCUCUGCCAGCAGAGGGCAACAGGACCUUUCAGGUUCCCACCUGUACACACAAAGUAAAAUUGUCAUGGGGUAUCUACUCUGAUAUCCUUUGUCAUUUUAAAAGAUUAUGAAUGUGUUUAUUUAUUUAUUUAUGUGUGUGUGUGUGUGUGUGUGUGUAGACAAAAGUAUGCCAGAUAAGCUGACUGAUUAACCCAAAGAUGCUGUUCAAAUGUGCAAACUCCGAUUGGAUGGAACCGCUGUCACAUGGACCUAACCUGCUCCGUGGUUCUGUCUCUUUAUAGUUUUUCCAGUUCACUUGUACUGUUUGAAUAUGUUGCUACAGCAAAGUUUUCUUCAGUGGAUUGAUGCUCUGUGCAGAAAUCGCCAGACUGUUUGUACCAGCUAACAGUGGAAUGAAGUGUAGUGCAUCAUAAAUAAAUGAAAAAAGUAAGUUUUUCAUUAUAAACACAAGUUCUAUUGUGAACACAACAGUAUAUGGGCCAAUACAAAUGCAUUUUGCUAAAAAUCAAAACCAGGAAAUGAAACACCGAUAUACUGUUUAUUUGGGGACCAUUCCAGCCAAAUAAGCUGCUGCCAAAGCUCCUGUGACCAGUCUUACAGGACCCUUGUGUCAUUUUGUCAGAGGACAGCAAGUAUUUGUUGCAUGUCUUCAGGGAUGUGCAAUCAUGGAAACUAAUAUUUUUGUAGAUGUCUUUUGUAAGUCAUAAAAAAUUGAACAUGGACUUAUCAUCUUUCUUUCUUUCUCUUACCCUUUCUUUCAUGUCUUCUUUUGGCUAUACAAAUGUGACCCUGGACCA
Messenger RNA from Sinocyclocheilus rhinocerous, 5609 nucleotides. RefSeq names its product period circadian protein homolog 2-like. The transcript is spliced from 26 exons. Gene Ontology annotation, molecular function: transcription cis-regulatory region binding; transcription corepressor binding. NCBI's taxonomy places the organism in Eukaryota, Metazoa, Chordata, Actinopteri, Cypriniformes, Cyprinidae. Gene Ontology annotation, biological process: negative regulation of transcription by RNA polymerase II; circadian regulation of gene expression; entrainment of circadian clock by photoperiod. Gene Ontology annotation, cellular component: nucleus; cytoplasm. The coding region runs from base 212 to 3919 and encodes 1235 amino acids. The record is from RefSeq and is a predicted model, not a curated record.